AUGGAACUAGCUGGAAGUCCUAAGGUGAUCACUGUGUACCUUGUUGUACAAACCUUAACUCUAUUACAGACAUGCUACUCUCAGUGCUUCGACCCAACAUCUUUGAUCAUUUACAAUUAUGAAAAUUCUGUACCCGAUUUCAACCUUUUGACAAAUGCUGAAAUGGGAAUGUGUAAGAUGGUCUGUAACAAAUUUGAGCUGUGUCUCUCUGUGGAUUGGAUACGUGAAAAAAAGACUUGCCGGCUAAACACAAGAUUUGCCAUCAAAAAUGGCACUAGCCUAAUGACCGAGGGCCGCAUCAUUCAUGUUGACCGUGAAAAUUUUCCAAAGCACCUGGCGGCCGAUUGUCCCAUGCAUAUCUGCACCGAGGAUGCAAUCUGCCUUCGGGGUAACUGUGUGCCUGUUUUAAAAGAAAAGGUAUAUAAAGACUGUUCAGAUAUUGUGAAAAGAGACCCAAGCAAGAAAGGACAAAAUGGGGUAUAUGUUAUUUAUCCAGACACCGGCCGGAGAGAGGUUUUCUGUGACAUGACGACAGAUGGAGGCGGGUGGACGAUCAUUCAGAAACGCCUGGAUGGUGGCCUUGAUUUUUAUCGGACAUGGAUAGAGUAUAAAAAUGGAUUUGGGAAUGCCUCUAAAAAUUAUUGGAUAGGAAACGAUGUGAUUCAUGCUUUAACUAAAAAUGGGAACCAGACACUACGGAUUGAGCUUCAGCGUUUUAAUAGAGAGAAGUCUUUUGCUCAAUAUUCCACGUUUUCCCUCGGAAGUGAGGACACUUUCUUUAAACUAAAUGUGUCCGGAUAUUCCGGAACAGCGGGUAACUAA
Molecule: messenger RNA, 822 nt
Organism: Saccostrea cuccullata (small rock oyster)
Lineage: Eukaryota; Metazoa; Mollusca; Bivalvia; Ostreida; Ostreidae
Product: ficolin-1-like
Exons: 5
Coding region: 1-822 (273 amino acids)
Source: RefSeq, a predicted model, not a curated record